This is a messenger RNA of Chelonus insularis, 4367 nucleotides long. Its product is annotated as angiotensin-converting enzyme-like protein Ace3. The coding region runs from base 731 to 2947 and encodes 738 amino acids. Gene Ontology annotation, biological process: proteolysis. NCBI's taxonomy places the organism in Eukaryota, Metazoa, Arthropoda, Insecta, Hymenoptera, Braconidae. Gene Ontology annotation, molecular function: metallopeptidase activity; peptidyl-dipeptidase activity. The record is from RefSeq and is a predicted model, not a curated record. The transcript has 11 exons. Gene Ontology annotation, cellular component: plasma membrane.
UUUACCGCUCAUUGUAAUAAUGUCGUCGAUGGAAUAAAGAGUGUGAUACAACGGAAUCUAGAUCGAUUGAACUUUGAACUAAUUGUCAGCGCGGGUGUACAAAACGUGUUGAAUUUUUUCCUUUUUUUCUUAGAUAAACCGCUUAAUCGUUGUACCUAAGUUAUAUCACUUGAUUACUUGUGCAACAAGGAAUUUCCUAGUGUAGUAUUUACAGUCAUCAGUCAUCACCAUCAGACAAGAUAACCGAUUAAGUGUCAAGAGCAAAACAGUGAAAAUUUCGGCCAAUUCUGAAAUAAAAGUUCAUUUUAUAGUAUUUAAAAAUUAAAACAAAAGAUUUUGUUUGAUAAAUAAUUAACUUACAACUAUUGAAGAUAUUACUUUCUUCACAAGAGAAGAUUGAUAAAUUCCAAGUAUACUGUAAUACCAUCAAUGAAGGACUGUAUUCAUCAGUAUCAUCUAUGAAGAAAAAUCAUUCAAAUAAAUAAUUUUAAAUGUUAUUUCAACGUUAUUUGAUGCUUGUAUGAUUUAAUUCAAUCAAUUAUUAUCACCAAUUGCCUGAAAUUAAAUAAUUAGAAUUGAGAAGACGUACGAUCAAUCGAUCGUCAGUUUUAUUAAGACAUUUGUGAUUACAAUCCACUUGAAAUUCCAUUUCUGUUAGACAAGCUAUUCUUUUGAAAAUAUUCUACAAAUAUUGUAUUAAAAAUUGUCAAUACUUUUAGAAGUACAAAGUAUGAAUCUAAAGUGGUGCUAUGUGAUCACUGGUUUGUUUGUUAUUGCAACAAGUACAUCCAAUACAUCAAACGAAAGUCAUUUAGAAACCUCUUUACAAUUCGUUGGAUAUGAUUAUGGAGAUGAAUGCAACAAUACAGCUGAAUCCCACUGGAUCUUCAUCCAACAUCCAAACAAAAAUACCCUGAAACUUUGGAAAACUGCCCUUAAUAAUUAUGCUUCACUUAAGCGUAAAAAGAAGGAUGAAGUUGAAGCUGAAAAAAGCGUAUUGAUGAAUGGAACUGAAUUGAGUCCUUCCACAGGCUAUGAAUUUGAUCUUGUCACUAAGCCUGGUGAUGCAUUGCUAAAUCCUGAAGACUGGAGCAAUUUCAUCUCUUUUAUUGGUGAAGCAGAAUUAUUGCGAUUCAAUGGAAAUCACACUACAGGAGUUGAACAUUUACAUCGAAAAGAUGCAGAGACUGUAUUAGCUCAUAUUGGAACAGCGGAAAAUAAAUUAAAGUUCUGGACAUUAUGGCAUCAAUCAUUAAUGCCGUUGAUCGAAAAAUUUCCAGAUAAUUUACAAUAUGUUCAGAAAGCAGCAAUAACUAAUGGAGCAAAAGAUGUGGAAGAGUAUUGGCAAAUAUUAUGUGGAUAUGAAAAUGGAUACACACAGAUGAAAACUCAAUGGAUGAAGAUAUCAAAUAUUCAUAGUAAACUUGUUAAAUUUGUUCACAAACGUUUGUCUUUCAAAUAUAAAGAUGCUAUUGAAAGUGAUACAUUACCAGCUCACUUAUUAGGAACACUUCAAAGUACUGAUUGGACUCCACUUGCAAUGGACGUAAUUCCUAACUUUGAAUAUAUCUAUACUAUGCGUAAAAAUUUAUUGGAAAAGAAUAUGGCAGGAUUAAAUUUGUACAAAUCGGCAUCUGGUUUAGCAAAAAUAGUACUAAAACAUGUUCCAGAGGCACAAUUCUUCAAUGAAAGUAACUUUCAAGGGCAGUGUCCAUCGCAUCUGAUCAAUUUCUGUAAAGAAGGCAAAGUGAGAGUUAUUACAUGCUCUGAGUCUUCGAUUACUAAUUAUUUAUCGGCACAUAAAGAUAUUGCUAAAGUGAUGAUUCAUCAAAUGUCAGAUGAAACUAGUCCUAUUUUAAAUAUUGAAAAUCGUUAUUCUGCUAUAGAAGAAGGUGUAUCCGAAUUAUUUGGAAUUUUAGCUGCAAGCCCAGCAUGGUUGUCUACCUUAAACUUAACCAAUGAGACCAAAGAUCCAGAUGAACUUCAAAUUAUUUCAAUCAUGAUAACGGCUCUCGAUAUUCUUCCACGACUCGCAUACUAUUUCAGUGGAGAUAUGUGGAGAAUAGAUACUAUUAAAAAUAAUACUUUUAAUCCUGAACACCUAACUACCUCAUGGUGGAAAUAUAGAUUAGAGUACGAGAAAAUUAAUACAUCUGAUGUGAAAUUGCCAACAUUUAUAGACGAUGAAUAUAUUAUAAAGAACAAACCAUAUCUUCCUAAGUUUAUUGGAAUUAUUCUUGGUUUUCAAAUGUAUGAAUACUUAAUGAAAACGACAGAUGUUAAAACCGACCACAUUGGAAUCCGUUCUGUAAAUCACCACUUUAUUAAAAUGAUCAAACACGGAACUGCCAAAAAUUGGCACUAUACAAUGGAGAAGUAUUUAAAAAUUUAUGACGUUUCUGUUACUUCUUUAGUAAAUUAUUUUUCACCGCUCGAAGAUUUUCUUGAUGAAUUCGAUUAUGAAGAAGAUGUUAAUUUACCUCUGGAGCUUGAAAAAGAGUUAGAGCUCCUAGAAGAUGAUUAUAAAAAAAAUAUAAAUAAACCUGUGACAACAAGUACAACACCAACUACUAUUAUAACUACCACUAUUGCUACUACUACAUCUAAAGAUUUAACGAUUGUGCCAAAAAUUAAAGUAUCUCCAACAUCUGACCACACAAAUAAACGUCGUUUAGAUGCAGAAUCAACAAAUUCACAGAGCGUAAAUUCUUCAUUUGUACAUAAUGAUAAUGCUACCUCUCAAUCUCAUUCAAUUGGAAACUCGGAUCAAGUCAUAUCAGAUUCCGAAGAAACUAUUGAGGUUGGAAAUAGAUUGAUAAAAAAUGGCAUUAGUGCUGCUGUGUGGGCUGUUGGAUCUGUACUUCUUGCUACUAUUGCUAUUGUAUUAAUAGCUAUUUUCGGAAGACAAAGAUGUCAAAAAACUCCAAAAAAUAGACGUUACGUAUAAAAUUAGUCGACUUUUUAUAAAAAAUUAAAUAAUUAUCUCGAAGAAUAAUUUAUUAGCUCACUAGAUUUAAGUAAUAAAUUAUUUUUGGAGCUAUCAAUAAUUGAUAACGAAAUAAUAACAUUCCUCUGGUGAUAUACAUGAAACCUACAAUUUCGAAUUUCUUUAUAAAUCAAUUUAAAUGAACGAAUAUUCAUGUACUGAUUCAAAAGUUCAUGAUACCCCUGUGCUAAUUCAAUUAUCAUGCAUAUUAAGUUAUGUUAAUUGUAAGACUCAUCCUAUCACUGAAUUGUUUUCAACGUAUAAUUAAAAAGUGCGUUCAUUGUUUUUUAGAAUUGUGAUACAAGUUAACAGUAUUUUAUUUUUGUCAUCAAUUGUAUCAAUUAAUUCACUGAUAUUCAACAAAAAAAAAUGGUUCAAUUUUUACAUUUGAUAGAAUUUAAAUCAUAGUGAUUAUCAAAAGACAGGGUUUAACUCUUAAAAGAAAUUUAUUCUGAUAACAACAGAAUAUUUGUGGAAGUGUUAAUAAUAACAUUUUUAUAAUGUAUGUAUAGAUUAAAAUUAAGAAUUUAUAACGAUCAAGAAUUAUAGAGCUAGUUAGCAUUUAAUAUUACGUUAAUAUAUGAAAAUAUACCGACUCGAUAAAAAACAAAAUCAAUCAUUGAAAAUAUUAGUAAUUGUUGAAAAGACAAAAGUACAAAUAAUAAAUUGGCUAUUUUUCGAAUGGAAAUUUAUCCAAACGUUUUAAAUUGAAUGAAAUAUGAAACUAAACUUUUUAAAAAUUGAUAGAAAUCAUCUUUAAUUCGUACAAAGCUCUAAUAAACGUACAGGGUUAUUUAUAAAUAUUUUUAUAAAUUAUUUAUUUUGUAUUUGUAUUUGUACAAAUAUAAAAAUCAAGUUACUUAGUAUGAAUAGUUUUUUGGCAUUUUAUUGAUCCAAGUGUCAUUUAACAUAUCAUAUGGUUGCUCAGCACUUGAAAUGUUGUUAUUUCAAGCUAAUUCACAAGCCAAUAAAUAUUUGGCAAAUGCAGAAAGCUCUACUAUGGAUACUCUUUGCAAUACAAGUCUGGCGACUCGGGAUUGUUAAUUAGACCCUCAAUAUAGAGUAUUUUGAUACAGCUAUCUUGAGAUUUAUUUAGUUAUAUUUUUAAUAUUAUAUUAUUAAUUAUGUUAAUUUGAUAUUUGUUUUAUAUGCAUGUCUGCUUCUUAUGUCUUUAGAGAAAUAAUUUUUAGAGCUUAGAAACAUGGAGAUUUAUUCAAACUUUAUGUUUUGGUUUUCAGAUAUGUGAUGAUGUCUCUAUAGACUAAAAAAUGAAUUUUACCAAAUAUAAGACUUAACGAAACUUAAAUCUCAGUAGUUCAAGUUUUUCAUGAAAUUCGUAGAAAAUCAAUACUGACCCUCAUCCCAUUAUUUACGGAAUUAU